This is a messenger RNA of Mesocricetus auratus (golden hamster), 2861 nucleotides long. It is a transcript of the gene Rrm2, whose product is annotated as ribonucleotide reductase regulatory subunit M2. The transcript is spliced from 10 exons. Gene Ontology annotation, molecular function: ribonucleoside-diphosphate reductase activity, thioredoxin disulfide as acceptor. NCBI's taxonomy places the organism in Eukaryota, Metazoa, Chordata, Mammalia, Rodentia, Cricetidae. Gene Ontology annotation, biological process: deoxyribonucleotide biosynthetic process. Gene Ontology annotation, cellular component: cytosol. The coding region runs from base 79 to 1251 and encodes 390 amino acids. The record is from RefSeq and is a predicted model, not a curated record.
GCGGGGGUCGUCGCCGGCGCUCCUGGUUCCGGCUGCUCCUCUCGCUCUCCGCCGCUCCGGCCGCUGCUCUCGCUCGCCAUGUUCUCCGUCCGCGCCCCUCUCGCCACCAUCGCCGACCAGCAGCAGCUGCAGGUGUCGCCGCUGAAGCGCCUCAACCUGGCCGACAAGGAGAACACGCCCCCGAGCCUGAGCGAGACCCGCGUCCUGGCCAGCAAGGUGGCGAGGAGACUCCUCCAGGACGCCGCCGAGCCGGAGAGUAAAGCGUCUCCCAACCCCAGCGUGGAGGACGAGCCCUUACUGAGAGAGAAUCCCCGCCGCUUCGUUGUCUUCCCCAUCGAAUACCAUGACAUCUGGCAGAUGUACAAGAAAGCUGAGGCCUCCUUCUGGACGGCUGAGGAGGUGGACCUUUCCAAAGAUAUUCAGCACUGGGAAGCUCUGAAACCCGAUGAGAAACAUUUCAUAUCUCAUGUUCUGGCCUUCUUUGCGGCCAGUGACGGCAUAGUCAAUGAAAACUUGGUGGAGCGAUUUAGCCAAGAAGUUCAAGUUACAGAGGCCCGCUGUUUCUAUGGCUUCCAAAUUGCCAUGGAAAACAUACAUUCUGAGAUGUACAGUCUCCUUAUUGACACUUACAUUAAAGAUUCCAAGGAGAGGGAGUAUCUCUUCAAUGCUAUUGAAACGAUGCCCUGUGUGAAAAAGAAGGCUGACUGGGCCUUGCGCUGGAUUGGGGACAAAGAGGCUACGUAUGGAGAGCGCGUUGUGGCCUUCGCUGCCGUGGAGGGGAUCUUCUUCUCUGGCUCCUUCGCGUCAAUAUUCUGGCUCAAGAAGCGGGGACUGAUGCCGGGCCUUACCUUUUCCAAUGAGCUUAUCAGCAGAGACGAGGGCUUACAUUGUGACUUUGCCUGCCUGAUGUUCAAGCACCUGGUACACAAGCCGUCGGAGCAGAGAGUACGAGAAAUAAUUACCAACGCAGUGAGGAUAGAGCAGGAGUUCCUCACGGAGGCCUUGCCCGUGAAGCUCAUCGGGAUGAACUGCACUCUGAUGAAGCAGUAUAUCGAAUUCGUGGCAGACAGGCUUAUGCUGGAGCUGGGGUUCAACAAGAUUUUCAAAGUAGAAAAUCCAUUUGACUUCAUGGAAAAUAUUUCAUUAGAAGGAAAGACAAACUUCUUUGAGAAGCGAGUAGGCGAGUAUCAGAGGAUGGGGGUGAUGUCGAAUUCAACAGAUAAUUCUUUUACCUUGGAUGCAGACUUCUAAGUAAGCUGACUGCUCUUUGCGGAUCGUUUUUCUCGCCUUGUCAAAAACAGCAAAAACAACUGGCUACACCAUGAAUUGCCAUUAAAUUUGUAAACCGGUGUCUAAAAUCUGUGUAGCUACCUCAGUGGGUCGGUCCUUUUUCUUUUGCUAGCUGUGUUUAAACAAGGUACUUGGAUUCUUAGGGGAGAUCCUGGCCUUGGCUUUUGUGAGUAGUGUGGUCACCUUUGGCCUCCAAGCACUAACAGCGGCAUCCAUCCAGGCUUUGUGAGAGGCGACCCUCCAGCCAGCCGGAUUAAGCAUUUAGUUGCCACAAAGCUGUUUAAAGAUGUCAGCCUCAUUCACCACUGCCUGCGGACUCUCUAGAGUUUACUUAACAAGUUUGUAAAUAGAACUGGCACUUUGCACACAAACAUAGUACUGUCGAGGGGAAGAGACCAAACACCAAGUGUUCUGUUCACCGCCGAUGGCAGCUGAUUAACAUGUAAGUGACUCAGAAGUGAGUGAGGAGGCACAUCGUUUCCAAGCUCUGUUCUUCAGUGGAUUGAAAUGCUCCUUCAGCAGCUUUGAGGUCAAAACUGUGUGAUCUAGGCAUUAGCCCGCUGGUGCUAGUCAUGUACACAGUGUGCCUGACCCCAUGGAUCAGGGCAUCUCCCGAUUCAUAGAACCUCCAACUUGGAGUCACUGGAAACUUGGGCAGGAUUUGGGACGCUUGGCCCAGGCCCAGUCUCCCAUUUGUCUGAAAAGCAGUAGUUAUUUUUUCUCCCCCCAAGUUGUACUUUGCCCCAUUUCUAGUUAGUGCAGAGUCUUGAAAGGUAAAUAGGGUUUUCAAUAGUGACCUGUUCAUAGUCUUGAUUUUUGUCAGUGGUAAAGCCAGGGCUGAAGUCGGCUCCUAAAAGAAGCUGGAUAUUUUAGAUUGUGUUGAACAGGUACGAUUGAAAUUUCAUCCACUUACAUUGUCUUUUAUUGGGGUUUACCUGGUUUAUGUUUUAUUUUCUUAAUUGUUCAGUAUUAUCUUGAAGUUUGCAAAUGCUAAGAUAGUACUGUAAAUUCUGGAAUUUGCCUAAAUUUGAGUGUCACGUGGUAGUUUUUUUCUUUUUUUUAAGACUGGGUCUUUAAAAAACUGACUAGUCUUAGAACUUGUGUAGACCAGUUAAGCCUCUCAGACUUGCCUAUGUCUCCCAAAUACUGGUAUUAAGGUUUGUGCCACCAUGCCUGAAUUCCUAAACCAGAAACCAGUACUGUAUGGGCUGUUUUGUAUGUCCAUUCACAUUCUUGUCAGACCAAUAGAUACAACUAACAGCAAAAUCUGCUUUUAUGUGCAUUGUUAAUCUGUUUGUGUUUAGGAAACAAUCCAUUAUUCACCUGGUGAGUUUGAGGCCAGUUGGAGGUUACAUAAGAGGAACUGUCUUAAAAAACCAAAACAAAAGUAAGCAUGGUUGAUACUUGGAGUAACUCCCAUUGGUCUCUUAACCUCCUUGUUAACUGAUGCUGAUGUGUUCCAGCUGUUUAACCCUUGAUCCGUUUUCUUUAUUGUAUACAUUUGUAAUAUGAGAUGCUUUGUACCUAUUAAAUUAUUGUUACCUAAAAUUAAUAAACUCAAUUGCGUGGCA